GCUGCUAGGAGACUGGAGCGGGAGCUGACUCUCCGCCUGAUUGCCCAGCGCGCUGAGGUUUCUUCCACCGACCACAAUGAACAAGUUCCUGUGCUGCACGCUUGUGCUCUUGGACAUUGCUGUUAAGUGGACCACCCAGCAUGACUCUCCCCCCAAGUAUCCCCAUUACGACCCAGAGACAUCUCGUCCGCUGCAGUGUGACCAGUGCCCUCCUGGGAGCUACGUAAAGCAGCACUGCACGGCCACCAGCCCCACGCAGUGCGCCCCGUGUCCGGAUCAGUACUACGCCGAAGAGUGGAACAGCAACGACGAAUGCCAGUACUGCAGCGCCGUCUGCAAGGAGCUGCAGUACGUCAAGCAGGAGUGCACCAGCACGCAGGACCGCGUCUGCGAGUGCGUCGAAGGCAGGUACCUGGAGCUCGAGUUUUGUUUAAAGCACACGGAGUGUCCUCCCGGAUUUGGCGUGGUGCAGCCAGGUACCCCUGAGAGUGACACUGUGUGUAAGAGAUGUCCAGAAGGAUUUUUCUCAAAUGAAACAUCAUCCAAAGCAGCCUGCCUAAAGCACACAAACUGUAGUGCACUGGGUUUCAAAACAGCGUCAAAGGGAAAUGCAGUUCGUGACAACGUCUGCCAGGAAAAUACAGAUACGGCACCUCAGAAAUGCGGAAUAGAUGUAACCCUGUGCGAGGAGGCUUUGUUCAGGUUUGCUGUUCCUACUCAGCUCACACCUAACUGGCUGAACAUACUAGCAGACAGUUUGCCUGGGACAAAGCUUAGCACAGAAAAUAUUGAAAGAAUUAAACAAAGGCACAGUUCUCAAGAGCAGACCUUCCAGCUUAUGAAAUUAUGGAAGCAGCAAAACAAGGAACAGGAUAUGGUCAAGAAGAUUAUUCAAGAUAUCGAUCUGUGUGAAAAUACUGUCCUGAAGCAUAUUGGCCACCCGAACCUCACCUUUGAACAUCUCAACACGCUGAUGGCAAGCUUACCGGGCAAGAAGGUGGGAAAAGAAGAUAUCGAGCGCACAAUGAAACUGUGUCAGCCUACAGAGCAAGUUCUGAAGCUUCUCAAUCUGUGGAGAGUAAAGAACAGCGACCAAGACACCAUUAAAGGUUUGAUGUAUGGACUGAAGCACUUGAAAACGUACCACUUUCCAAAACCAACCAUCCAGAGUCUGAAGAAGGUGAUUAAGUUUCUUCACAGAUUUACAAUGUAUAGAUUAUACCAGAAACUCUUUUUGGAAAUGAUUGGGAACCAAGUUAAAUCAGUGAAAGUAAGAUGUGUCUAAUUCAAGAUAUUUUUCAUCCUCCACUGACAAUUUUUCUCUAAUUACUGCCAGCAGUAAUUAAACUGGAAUGUUGUUUCCCUCCAUUAUGUCUUACUAUUUAUAGAAAUGCCUGACUGUAAUAGCUCUAAGUCUUAUGCAGUGUCUUUGGAGUUGGUUUUUUUUU
Eurypyga helias (sunbittern) is the source of this 1448-nucleotide messenger RNA. RefSeq names its product tumor necrosis factor receptor superfamily, member 11b (gene TNFRSF11B). NCBI's taxonomy places the organism in Eukaryota, Metazoa, Chordata, Aves, Eurypygiformes, Eurypygidae. The record is from RefSeq and is a predicted model, not a curated record. The coding region runs from base 77 to 1285 and encodes 402 amino acids. The transcript is spliced from 5 exons. Gene Ontology annotation, molecular function: protein binding. Gene Ontology annotation, biological process: signal transduction.